This is a messenger RNA of Dentiscutata erythropus, 1192 nucleotides long. NCBI's taxonomy places the organism in Eukaryota, Fungi, Glomeromycota, Glomeromycetes, Diversisporales, Gigasporaceae. The record is from the annotation of a GenBank genome assembly.
GGGUCUUUUAGAAGCAGUAGAAGAAUAUAGAAUUGAAGAUUGGAUAGCAAAAUGUAUCCAAUAUAUGGUAAAUAAAACUAUAGAUGAGAAACAGCCUAUAUUUAUUGGAAUGGCACAGUCAGUUACAAAAGUUUUAGAUAAAAUGGAAUGGCCAGUUAUAUGUGCAAAAGAUCAAACUAAAAUUGCUGAAAUGAUUGAAGUAGAUCGUUGUCAUGCUCGAUUUGUUGGAUGUGUACAAAUGCAACAAACUUCUAUUCCUUAUUCAAUGACAAUUGAUGAACUUCAACAAAAGUUAAAAACUUUAAAAAAAGCAACUUAUAUUACAGUUUUUGCAAUUUUAGCAGUUAUACCAGGAAUACCACCACUUGUAAUAGCAAAUUGGCUUGGUAGAAUGUAUUUUACUAAUUAUGAAUUUCAGAAUAAGUUAGGAUUAGUUAAGGAAUCAGAAUCAAUUCUAUUAAAAAAAUUCCCUCUCGAUCUACAUUUAUGUAAAAAUAAAUUACUGCUCUUAAGUGGAACAGAUUUUUAUCAUUGUAUAAAAAAGGGACAUAAUAUGCAUAAUUCUGACACACAUAUUGUACCAAUUGGCAAUUAUGUAAUGUCAACUGAACAUCUUUGGCAAUUAUAUAUUAUCUAUGGAGGAAAGUCUGGGCUAACUACUGAUGUAUUAAAUCCCAAAGACAAACAAUCUGAUGAACUUACUGAACGAUUUUAUUCAUCACAUAUUUUGCGAGCAAUUUUUGAACAUGCAGAAAAAUAUAAUAAUGAUACUUUUUAUGGAGAUCAUAUUUUUGGAUAUGCACGUAGAUUAAUUGAAGAUUUUACAUUGCUAGAUUUUUUAAUGAUCAAUGAAAAGAUUAUGAAAAAUAUCGAUAUUGAAAUGAAAGGGUCUAUUAAAUAUCCUGGUAGUAAUGAUAGCUAUAAUAUUCGUCUUGGAUCAAUUAAAGACUCAUUAGAUUCUGAACUAUCUUUAUUUCCAACAGAAUUUGAAAUUGGUAAUAUAUUAGAAAAGGUUUCAAUAGCUAUGCAUGAAAUUUUAAAAUCAGUUGGCAUAGAUUUUUCAUAUCAUAAAUAUAUACAGAUUAUUCGAGAAUGCUUUAAUUGCCAGCACAACUUUGUGAAUCAUGAGGAUGAAUUUUUAGAUGAAAAUGAAGAAGUAGAAUCAGUCUUAAUAAUGAUACUUCCGAAUUAG